UACGGAGCCCCGCGGGCGGCAGAUAAUACUUUCCAGGCUGGAUUUACAAUUGACUGUGUUUCCCAUUGGGCUGCAUGACUGCAACUUCUUGCUCUCUAGUUGCAGGCUGGGAAUGGAGUGCAUAGGUUGGAUGCCAGCAGUGGGACAUCCUACCAAAACAAAGAACCCUUGGCACUGUUGUCUGAUCAAUGACUUCAAAGUGCAGGAGCUGUUAAAUUGGAAACAAGUGCUGCAAAAUGUCAAGUGAGGUGCUUGAAAGCAGCAGUGGGAUGGAGGAGACCAUGCAGAAAGAGAGCAAGUCUGGAAGCCAAAGUCCUCGCUGCAGCUCCAUGAGAAGGGCUGUGGCAAGCACUGUCACUUUUGAUGGGGAAGCCACUAUGGACCGGAGGAAAAAGAAGAAGAAAGAGUCCCGUCCUGAGUCAAUAAUAGUGUAUCGGUCAGAGAAUGAGAAUAAGGUGGAAGAAGAACAGGCAGAUGAAGAAGGAGGGGAGAAGGGCUCUGAGGAAGGCUCCAAGUUCCUGGGUCAGUCCACGGCAGAUGGUGUCUGGAACAUGCCUUUAGACAGCCGAUAUGUGACCUUGACUGGAACAAUCACCAGAGGAAAGAAGAAGGGUCAGAUGGUGGACAUCCAUGUCACACUAACGGACAAAGAGCUGCAGGAACUCGCUAAGUCAAAGGAGCCUCCUAAAGAGGGUGUACCUGAGAAGAAGAAGAAAUGUGAUGUUGGGCUAGACAGAGGACCCCACAUCAUCCUCUGGACCAUCAUUUGUCUCCCCAUCAUUUUUGUAGUGUCCUUUGUGGUUUCAUUCUACUAUGGAACCAUUACAUGGUAUAACAUCUUCUUGGUGUACAAUGAAGAGAGGACCUUCUGGCACAAAAUCACCUUUUGUCCCUUUCUGAUCAUCUUCUACCCAAUUAUAAUUAUGGUUGUGUCUUUUUCCCUAGGCCUGUACUCGGCUGUGGCCCAGGUAGCGUGGUCCUUUGGGUACUGGUGGCAUGCUGUCAGGGAUAUGGAGAAGGGCUUCUGUGGCUGGCUCUGCAGCAAGCUGGGUUUGGAAGACUGUUCUCCAUACAGCAUUGUCGAGCUGCUAGAUUCUGAUAAUAUCUCAGGUAGUCUCUCUGGCAAGAGCUCUGCACAGGGGGUUGAGACCUCAGCAGUCUGAGCCUUUGUCCUGGCUGACUAUUUUAGUCAUAUGUAAGUGGUUUUCAUCUAAAAAACAACACACUGAAUUUCUAUAUAUAUAUACUUAAACACAGACUUAAUGAAAAAAAUAGUGGGCUGGGAGUGCUCUUUAGAUGUCACAGAAUACAAGUGUGCUAGUUUCACAUGGUCUGGGUGGGGAGGUGCAUGACUCUAAGGAUUUGCCAUCUGUUUUAGCUAAUUACAACUUCUAGGAAUGGUGAGGAAAUCCAGGUCUGUGGUGCUCACGCUGUUUGUAGCACAGCAGAGAGACAUGCUGAAAAAUUCACUUCUGUAAAGUUAGACUUUCUUUUUCAGGAGUAGGACAUAACAGUGACCCACUGACCCCGUGAAAAAAAGUCCAUACUCAGGAGAUGAACUUCAGGAGAUAAGAACCCAUUCAGAGGUGAAGGCUAAAUUGCAGAUCAUGUGAUGUUCCUACAGUUUUCCUAAAAAUAGCCCUUUUCCAGUCCUUCCAACAAGUGCAGCAAACAUUCCAGGUAGCUAACUGUUUAGAUGCUGUCAGAGCACAAAAAGACCUGGUCUUUCUCUGAGAGAGGAUAGCACAGCUUCCAAGAAAGGCACGUGAACUCUACACUGAAACGCACCCAUCACGUGAUGGAAAGACUUGCUUUGUAAUGUGGUGCAUGGGGACCUGACGGGCCUGUCACCAAGCACCCCCAGGUGCACAAAUAGGUGCUUAGGACACACCUACAUUUGAUUCUUGAUAGGUGCACUGCUAGGGAAGAAUAGUCUAUGAGAGUUGUAUGCAGGGUGCAGUGUCAACGGUUGCAUUUAUAGGGAAGAAACACCUGCUCUGAGGAAACAUAAUCAGUUUCCAUAUUACUGCAAUGCAGGUGGCAGCACCUAUAUUUAGGUAGGUGGGGUUAGAAUCAUAAAAUCAGCUAGAUUGGAAAAGACCUUUAAGAUUAUCAAGUCAAACCAUUACCCCAGAACUGCCAAGACUACCACUAAACCAUAUCAAAUGUUGAAGAUGCUUGGGAUGGGAAGGUCUCACUGAAACAGUUGUUCUCUUUUUGAAGUUGCUCUUAUGAAAGAGCUGAUGGACCUUCCCUUUCAGAACAGGGACAUCUGUGAGCCCAUGUCUGUUAGUGCCAGUGCAAACGCAUUAGUGCCUCAGCUCUGGAAGUCUGCAUCCCCCACACACUUCCUGGGUAAUUAUGUGGAAGAGCAGUGGAUUAUACAUCCUCCGCCCCUCGUGUCUCAUUUUUAUAAUUGGUUUCCCUCCUUUGGGACUUUGCAUGGUGUCUGAGUGGGCUCCCAGACCACGCUGAGGUGGCCACCAUAGACUGGAGAAAUUUUAAUUGUCUCUUUAAAAAGAUGACUAGCAGAAAAGUUCAUUUUCUGUUUGGGUCUUAGGAGGACUAGAAGAAAAUGAGAGAGGUGUAAUAGAUUCUAAUGGAGACUGAAUUACACAUCUGAAACAUGAUUAAUUUUCUGAGUGCUCCAGUUCAGCUGGUGCUGCUAAAAGGUCUGGUUCGGCCCCAACCCAGAGGAGCCCAACAUUUGCAUGUGUGUAGGUAGAUCAUUCGUAGUGUGCAGUCAGGCUGCACAGUCAUUCAUAUCUGUCCAGGUGUUUCACUUCCCCAGUCUCCCUACCAGAGGUGGAGCUGCUUUAGUUUUAGAAUGGUAGAGAAACAUUCAGAAGCUGGGUUUCACAGAAACUAAUGUUUUGUGUUGUAUUCCAAGGAUGAGCUCAAGACUGACUGUCCUGGUUAGGACAUUUGGGAACUGGUGAUGUAUAAACAAGUCUGCUGAUCAUCUAGGCCUGACACAUAAAUAAGUGAAGUCCCUGCUGCAUCUUUGGUCUGUCCCCUUCCGGGAGAUCCAGCGAAAGCAGGCUCUUAGCGCUGUCUCAAGAAUUAGCAGUAUGAAUAGUUACAACCAAUAGUGAAUAGCUAAAUAUCAAAAGCAGGUUUGGCCCCACACUUUACUGGCAAAGCAGAUGUGCUCCCUGGGGACGGGAACAGCCAGGCUGUGUUUGCUGCCUGCUGAUACACAGCUUCCAGUUUUUACUGGCUAAAUCUUUAAAGGCAAUGACCAACUUUCAGAAAACCAAAUCAAAACAAAACAUAAAACCCCAAUAUAAAAUAGACCCCAACUUAGUGGCAGGUAAUUCAGUGGGGUUCAAAGAAGCUGACUUAUGCCUGGGACCAGUUCAAGCAGUGAAAUCCUUUUCACAUGGCUGUUUCAAUCAGGCUUGAUAUGCCUCUGAAUUAAUAGAGAAGCUGAGGAUCAGUCAUGCCUGUGCUAGCAGUUUGUAGUGACCCAGCACAGCCACUCUACUUCUUCCACAUGAAAAUCACAGGCUCUCACAUGGCCAGAGGGUGGGAAGAAGUGAUGCUUAACAAGCAUUAAUGGGAAGGCAGGCCUGUUGGCAAGUGUUCUCAGGCUUUGCCUAGAGGUACACUGCAGGCAUGAAAGGACUGCAUUGUGUAUCUUGACCCCAACAUGCAGCAAACAAGUGGGUUUGGGGAAAGGAUGACUGGCAAAUGUGCAUUGCUGCAGAGGGAGAAAACCCAAUUCAGCUGUCACUGCCAAAGAGCAGCUGUUCAAGGCUAGACGAAAGGCUGGGGUCAGAGCACAGAGUCUUCACCUUACAGAGGGCUUGAAUGAUAAAUACUAGCUCAUUACAGAAUACAGCCAUGUGAAAUGUUGGCUGAGCUGCAGGAUUUGCUUUUAGGAUUGCAAGCAGCCUGCCAGAGUGGAGACAAAACCAAAUCUGUGCCUCUUACUGCUACGUAGACACAAAAGACUGUCAGAGAAGUCGUAGUACCCUCCCUCUGCCGUGGCAGCUACACUUCUGGGGUUGGAGGCCACCUUUUUGGGGAUAUACUGGAACAAUCCAUUGUGUGUCUUCUACUUCUUUACACUUAACCGAGCUUGCCUCUGCUCCUGAUGAUGUCAAGGUAUUCUGACAUUGAUUUUGGUUGGGGCUAGUUUAAGCUUGGGGUUGGUUCUGGUGCUAUUUGUAAAAGUUUUAUUCCAGCUCUUCUCAAAACAACUCUGGAUAGUUUUGUUUUCUCUCUUGCCCAUUAUCCCCUGAAGUGGUUUGUCUGCUGCAAGAUAUAUAAUCAUUAUCAGUUGUUGUAAUAGAAAAAAGCACAAGUUUUUGUCUUGUUCUGCCCUUGCUUUCAGAAACUCGCAAGUAAUUUUUGCUUAUGUGCCACUGUCAAACUGCAGGGAAUUCCAGUUAUUCUGAUGUUGAGUAUGUUCCUGGCUGUGCUCUAGUCUGGAUGGUUUUGGGUUGUUUUUUUUUAAGUAAAGGUAGUGUGUGUUUGCUGAUUGUUAUUUUUAAUUGCAUUCUCUUUUCCCAUCCUUGCUGGCCUGGGUGGAGAAUAAAGAUGUACAUGGCUUUAGAAGAAUGUUGUUUUCGUGCUUCUGCUUGAUUUUGUGUUAAAAACAGUGCUGUGGGAUGGACAGUCAUCUCAUACUGGUAACUGAUUAAAAGUCAUUAACUUUCAAGACCCACUUUAAAGUGUGGCUGAAAUUGAUCUCAGUUUUAUUAACCUUUGCCUGUCCAGAGCUGCCAUAUCUCUUGGCUCUGGGUUAUUCUUUGGUUUUACUUAAGAGAACACAAAUGAAAACUUUUUAAUUUAAUUUCACUCGUGAGUAUCUGUUUGGCUUUAGCUCCAAGGAUCUGUAGAGAGGGACACAGUUCUAUAUCAAAAUAGGAAGUAUAUAUUUAACUCUACAAAUAUGGUCUGUGUGUCUGUGACUUGGAGAUGCUAUUUACAGCUGUGCUGGGAAGAUUUCUUAUAACCUGUUAGUACUCCAGAGAUGUCUCUGAUGAGUCAAAGGAGAAUCACUUUUAGAGUCCUCCAACUAGUAGUGCCAUGUCCAGCACAACAGUUGGAAAUACCAGCUGCUUACUGUGUGAUGCCUGCUGCCAACAUUGCCAAGGGAACAGGAUUCCAUGCAUGGGACUUCCACCUCCAGUGGAGAACCCAGUGAAGGAUACCCAACUUGCUGGUAUGGCAGGGUGGGAUGGAGGAAGUGGACCCAGAGAAUUAGCUAAUAAGCCUUUCCAGUCUCACCUUUGAGGUACAAGGUAAUAAUUUUAUAAGAUAAUGGUUGGCAGUGGGAAAGACUGCUAUUGAAGACCUUUGCAUCAGGCAAAAUACACCUGUAUGAUUGUAUCAAGUAUUUCACCAGCAGGCUAAUUCUGCCUGCUGACUUACCCAUCCCAUUCAGUUUCUCCAAGAGCUGAAACAAUGAACAGUGUGAACUGUGCUUCAGGCUAGUGCUUUAAUUCUGAGGCUGGGAUCCUGCAAUUUGUCACUCUGAGAUUAACAGCAGGGGCUGCUCUGUGGAUCUGUGUGGCCAACUCCAUGGAUGCCUUUUCGAAGCUGCAGCAAUAGUUAAGAAAAACCACUACAGUCUGCUCUUGCACACUGAAGCCUGCAAUUAUGCUAGCAUUAAAGAGAAAAAAAAGGAUGCACAAGCCCACAUUCCUGCACUGUGAUGGACACAAUUUUGCUCAAAGCUUAUGCAAGCCCCUUUUGACACAGGCAGUGAAUUAAUCUGUUGGACCAAUGCCAUUCCUGCUUCUUUCUAAAGAGUUUUCAGUGUGGUAUAAGACAGUGAUAUUAAGGCAGAUUCAUUUCUGAACAGAUUAGUCCAUCCAAAUUUAUUCCCUAUAUGGAAAUGGGAACUCAGAGAAAGGUUGAAGCAAAAGUGGGGGCUAAUCCACUUAGAAAUGUAACUUUUCAAUUAAUUUGGCAAAUUAGAAGGGACAUCAAGUUUGCUUGCCUUCCCUACUAGAGGAUAAUUUCUCUUCUGACAGGCAACCAUUUAAAGAUAAGGGAGAGCCUGUGAUUAUGUGUUUGAUUAGGGUAAAUUGCCAGGGGGCUGAAAAAGCCCCUGGGCAUCCUUUCACAUAAACAGGUGUGAUGUGACUGCAUGUGAACAAGCAACCCAGAGAAUGAGGAGUGAGGGGCUCUAAUGGGUCCCCCUUAGUCACCCAGUUCCAUUACUUUCAGUCUUCCUAAUUUCUUAUCAUUAGCACAGUAGCUGAAGUCUGUCAAAAUGCAUUAAAAUGAGGAGAACAUCUGAGCCAGGCCAACAAUACAUUUGCCCCUGUGUUAAAAAAACGCUCUUGCUUUUAGUGUGGUAAAACAUAAAACCUUCCGCCAGAAAUAGAGCAGUUAAAAUCCGUUGUGGCUUGCUUCCAUUGAAAUCAGGUAUGCCAUGGAUGAAUUUGACCUGGAGCCCUCUGAGAUACAAAGAUGCUGCUCAAAUGUGACCUCCCUGUCUUAGGGCUCCUUUUCCCAACCGUUUCUUCCAGGUGGAAAUUUAACUUCACAAGAUAAAGAAGAAUGACUAUUGAAUGUGGUAGUAUGUUCUGCCUGGCAAAUAGGAUAAAACCACCUCCCAGGCAAUAUGUUCCCUCAGGGCUUGGUUUAUUACAAGUUCCUCCAUCAGUUUAUUAAGACCAAUACAGUUCAAGGUGCCUUUUGACUAUCUUCAUGUGUACAUCAAAUUCUUUCUGCUCCUGCAGUGGUAAGGUAAAUGAAUCAAAUAUUUCUAUUACAAAAAUAACAGCAAACUAGCUUAUUAUGACAUAGCACAUACCUUAAUUUAUUCAAGCCCCGUUAUCUGAAUCACCUGCAGUUGAGAUCCUGACAACCCCAAAUAUAAGCAAGCUGAAUGGCUUUUACAGUGUCAAUGCCGAGCAUGAAUCCAGCAACUCCUGGGGUAGUUGGCUUAAAGAGAGCAUGCCUUUUAUUCAAUCUUUCUUUCUAAAAUACAUUACCUGUCCUAAACUACAAAAGUGUCAGCCUCUAAUGUCUUUCACUAUAAUGUAUUUAAAUAAUUUGUAGCGAGCCACUCUUUGUAACUACAGGCAGUUAUUAGAAUAUCCUUCCAUCAUAAUGGAGAUUUUUGUUAACACUUUAACCAUGUAGAAGUCGCAUACUGAAUUAAUAAAUACAAGCGAUUUUAACCUCCAUUAAUUUAUCCAAAUGAGCUCCCCUCUGACUUCACAAAUGAGCAGAAAUAAUUCUUAGUAACUGCAUGUAGUAAAAAAAAAAAGUUAAAUAUUUAAUAUAGCAAGCAGUAUCAUCCCAAGGCACAUGUAGUGUCAUUGCUAAAUGACAUCUGUGGUCAUUAGUAAUACUACUAC
Pezoporus occidentalis (night parrot) is the source of this 7325-nucleotide messenger RNA. RefSeq names its product transmembrane protein 169 (gene TMEM169). The coding region runs from base 237 to 1163 and encodes 308 amino acids. The transcript is spliced from 4 exons. The record is from RefSeq and is a predicted model, not a curated record. Lineage: Eukaryota; Metazoa; Chordata; Aves; Psittaciformes; Psittacidae.